AUGACGUCAUACACGGCGGCGCUCGUGUCCGUGCAGACGACGGAGACUCUCGCUGAGCAGGCGGACGCCGCCAUCACCGCCGCGCUGUCCGACGCUGCCGACGUGCCGGCGCUGACGGCGGACGCUGCAGACGCGCUGGCGCGGGCGCGCACGAUCGCAGACAACAGCACGGCGACGCCCAUCAACGUACCGCGGCUGCGAGACGACAUCGCCGCCGCUAACGCAUCCGCGCACGCGCAGCUGGCGACGUGGCGACGUGACGUCGUCGCAGGCGUGUCGGCGCUACGGCAGCGUGCCGGCGGCGUGGAGCACGAGGCGACGGGGCGGGCGACGCUCACCAGGGCUCACGUCACGGCGAGGAUCGUCGACGCCGCCCAGGCCACCGCCGUCAGGAUCGCGCGCGAGCAGGACGACGGUGGCGCCCUCACGCGCAUGGAGCGCAUCGUCGACGCAGCGGGGGAGGCGAGCGCGGACGUCGUGCAGCGCAUCAUGUCGCUGGAUGAGGCGGCGACGUCGCUAGGAGCGCGCGCGACCCGCGUCGUCGCCACCGUCGCCCGCGCGUCCGAGACGCUGCAGCACGACGACGACGCGGCGACGACCAUCAUAGAGAAGAUGCGGUCGAUCGAGCGGAAGCUGUCUCGCGUCGUCAGCACCGCCGCGGCGCUCAAGCGGCCGACGCUGCUAGACAGUGGCGCCACCGCCCUGCAGUUCAACAUUGUCCACCGCUCGCCCGUCCACAACCAGGUGGCGCUCGAGUUCCGCGCGGAGAACAUCAGCUUUGACGCGCUGCUCUACUUUGCCGAGGAGCGGCAGGGAGGUGGCGCCAUCUACCUGCAGCUGAUCAGCGGCCGGCUGCAUUUGGGCUUCCACGCGAGAGAGGGCGCUACGGUCAACGUGACGAGCGAGGCGCAGCUAUGCAGUCACUGCUGGCUUCACGUGCACGCGACACGCUUUGCCGACAAGGCAUUCCUGACCGUCGUGGAUCUACAGACGGGCCGACAGACGACCGGAUACGCACAGACGGACGACGCGUCGGUGCGUAACGUCACCAUCACGUCGCCGGCUUACGUCGGCGGUCUGCCCGCCAACUACGUCACCAACAAGCCGGUCACGGCCGAGCGUUUCGUCGGCUGUCUGUUUCAGCUGGAGGUGGACGACCAGCCGGUGAGUCUUCACAGGUCAGUGACGCCACCGCCGACCGACCCGACACGCUGCUGCGUGGCGCCCCCUAUGAGGCAGCGCGACGACGCGUGGAACGUGCGGUGCGAUGAUCAGGACUGCUCUCAGGCUGUCCGCUUCACAGGCAUUCACUCCUACCUACAGAUGGAGCCACAGGACAUCGAGGUCGGAAACCGGUCCGAGUUCCUGUUCGACUUCACGACGCAUUCGUCGAACGCGCCGCUCGUCAUCGUGAGAAGCGACAACGGCGCGGAAUACUUACUGUCGCUCACUGCCGGUCGCGUGUCGCUCUCCAUCAGCAAGCCGAACGCCACCACGCUGCGCAUGCGCACGCGUGGCGCCAGCUACGGCGACGGAUCGUUCUACCAGCUUCACGCGCGACACAACUCGAGCGUCGCGUCGCUGCGGCUGUCCUACCUCAACGCGACGUCGUCGGCGGUGGUCGAGGAUCUUCAUGCUGCCGUCCGCGGUCGGCUCGCUCGCUUCCCCGCCCUCCCGCGGUUCUUCCUCGGCGGCGAUGGCAGCAGCGGUGGCGCUAGCUUCGCCGGCUGCAUGCGUCACUUCUACCACGGCACGGCGUUCCGCGGCGUGACCCCACGCGACCUCGACGCCCUUGUCGUCGCGUCCGCCGGCGUCUCACGUCACUGCGCACACCCGACCGUUGUCGGCGUCAGUUUCCGUGGCGACGGAUCGUAUGCGCAGAUGAACGUCAGUUCCGGGGUCACGCUUGCUGACCUCUACUCGUCAAGGGUCACCUUCAAGACGCGCGCGCCGAGCGGCGUUGCCCUGUUUGCUACCGACGCCGACGGCAACGCCCUCUAUGUGGCGCUCUACAAUGGCGACGUCUUUAUUCAGAUCGUCGUCGCGUGGACGCAGCUGCUGCAGCCGAUCCGCACGGCCGGACUCGGACUCGACGACGGUCGCUGGCACACGGUCCAGUUUGACGCUGGAGACGCCAUCCCUGCACUGAUGGUUGACGGCGUGCGAUACAUACACACGCGGCCCGUGCAGCUGCCACGCGGGCCGGCUGUCGAGGUUUACCUGGGGGGCACGCCCGUGAGGGUCAUCAAGCAGAGGGAGCUACCUGUCACCAGGUCGUACCGCGGCGACGUCACCUCGAUGUCCGUCAACGGAAACCGGAUCGACCUUGCCGAUCCGGAGACGGUUCUGGAAUCCGAGGGAGUGGCGAUCGACGCCGUGUUGCCGGCGGCGGACAGUGCGCCACCUGCCGACAAAUUCGUAGCGAUCGUAUCGUCCGAGUGCGAGCCGGUGGAGCUCAGCAACAUCACCGUACCCGGACUACGAUUCGGACGCGAGCGCGGCAGUCACGCGGUGUUCAGCGUGAGAGGAUUCGGCAGCGACCCGCUGCGCUCCAUGCUAGUGCUGACGAUGCGGUUCCGCUCGCUCGCACCGAGCGGCGUGUUGAUGUACGCGGCUAGCAGCCUGCGCAUCCCGCGCGACUACAUGUGUCUCUACCUGCAGGAGGGUCGUCUCGUGUUCAGCAUGCAGACGUCGCCGAGGGACCGACGCACCGAGCGACUCGCCAGCAACAAGAAAUACGCCGACGGCAACCAAUGGGAAGUCAACGUUGUCCGCAUGAACAACUUCGUUGCCAUGGUGGUCACGGAGGCGCGUGAUUACGUGAACAACGGACUCGAUUCCGAGCGCGAUGCGUCGUCGCUCGUGCAGCCCGACCUCUACAUAGGUGGCGUGCCGACGUCGGCGCGCACCCCGUCGCUGCUAGCCGACGUUCCGGCGCUGCAGGGCUGCGUCAUGCAGGUAACGGUCGGUACUACGGAGCGGACGCGCGCGCUGCAGCUGCAGGACCCGGUGACGUCAUCCGGCACGGCAGCGUGCGCUGCGAGCGAGCGAGCCGGUCUGAGCUUCGGUGGUGCGGGCUACGCCGUCGUGUCGUCGCGCUUCACGCUGGGCGCAUCGCUCUCCUUCACGCUCGUCCUACACGCGCACAACGCCUCCGCCCUCCUGCUCUACGCCGCCACCUCGCCGACCGACUUCCUUGUCGUCGACAUCAAUGCGACAACGGCGCGUCUGUUGCUAAGCAACGGCGCGCGCGACGCGUACGAGACGACGGUGGGUCUGCGGGGCGGCCCGCUGUGCGACGCGCGUGAACACACCGUCACGGCCGACAUGAACACUCGCUCGGUGACGCUGUCUGUAGACGGACUCGCCGAGGAAACGACCUUCAAUAAUGGCUUCUCUCUCGUCACCCUCGCCAGCCGGCUGUACCUGGGAGGAGCGCCUCCUGGUGGCGGCGGCGUCACGGGAGACCGGCUACCUAACGCUGAGGCUCCGGAUUUCUCCGGCUGCGUGAAGAGAAUGGUGCUGAACGGCAACGACGUAGCGCUGCACGAGCUGCGGAGAGAGAACGUCGACUAUGGAUGCGUCGACCCGGCCGCCGACACUCGCUAA
Messenger RNA from Priapulus caudatus, 3609 nucleotides. Its product is annotated as laminin subunit alpha-1-like. Lineage: Eukaryota; Metazoa; Priapulida; Priapulimorpha; Priapulimorphida; Priapulidae. The record is from RefSeq and is a predicted model, not a curated record. The transcript has a single exon. Bases 1 to 3609 code for a protein of 1202 amino acids.